Lucilia sericata (common green bottle fly) is the source of this 2735-nucleotide messenger RNA. It is a transcript of the gene Atg9, whose product is annotated as autophagy-related protein 9A. Gene Ontology annotation, biological process: protein localization to phagophore assembly site; autophagy of mitochondrion. NCBI's taxonomy places the organism in Eukaryota, Metazoa, Arthropoda, Insecta, Diptera, Calliphoridae. The record is from RefSeq and is a predicted model, not a curated record. Gene Ontology annotation, cellular component: autophagosome; phagophore assembly site. The transcript has a single exon. Bases 98 to 2560 code for a protein of 820 amino acids.
UAUUUUUUUUGUGUAGUUAUAAAGAAGAAGGUCAAACAAAGCGAUUUACAAUUCUGUAUAGAAGAAAACAAGAAUAAAGUUAAUAAAAAGAUUUCUCAUGGCCAGUGGUUCAAAAAAUAUAAAUUACAAGACAUUAAGCGACGAAGAAAAUAAAUUUGUAAUACCCGAACAUCAUUUGCAGCAGCAGGAAGAGCAGCAGCAGAAUGAUAACGAAGCAACGAACAAUGAUGAGGACACUCCUCGAAAUAGUGGUGUUCUUUUGCACACAGUACCCGAAAUAAAUCGUUCACGAUGGAAUCAUAUCGAGGAUUUAGAUUCAUUUUUUACACGCAUGUAUCACUACCAUCAAAAGCAUGGUUUUGUGAUAAUUGUUCUGGACGAAAUAUUUCAACUGAUACAGUUUGCCUUUGUCAUUUGGCUCAUCACCUUCACUGUGCACUGUAUCAAUCAUGAUAUACUCUUUGGCAAUGAGUUGCCAGCCAGCAAUCAUACGAAAAUCUCAAUAUCUGAUGUAAUAAUACCUAUGGAUGAGUGCGUAGAUAAUUUUGGAGGUUUAACCGUGUUGGUGCUAUUUAUUGCGUCGAUUUAUUUAUUAAUACGCAGUGUCAAAGUAUUGUAUCACUUGUGUCAAUAUUGGGAUAUUAAGAAAUUCUAUAAUACUGCUUUGCACAUAGACGAUAGUAAUUUGGACAAUAUCACUUGGCACGAAAUUAAGAAAAAGGUAAGAGAAGUCCAGGCGGAGCAGCAUAUGUGUAUAGAUAAGGAUCAUUUGACUGAUUUGGAUAUAUAUCACCGUAUAUUGAGAUUUAAGAAUUAUUUGGUGGCUUUAAUGAAUAAAAAUCUGCUGCCUGUACGUUUCAAUGUGCCCUUGUGUGGAGAGAUGGUUGUGCUUUCGAGGGGUUUGUUAUUCAAUAUUGAUUUAAUAUUGUUUCGCAGUCCAGGAUCACCAUUUCAAAAUAAUUGGCAGUUAAGAGAUGACUACUCGAUAAGAGGCAAUCAGGUGGAGUUGGCAAAAAGAUUGUCGAAUCUAAUUUUUUGGAUAGCAAUAGCUAAUUUCCUAUUAGCUCCUUUUAUAUUUGUGUGGCAAUUAAUCCUCUUCUCUUUUACCUAUGCCGAUAUUCUAAAGAAAGAACCCGGGGCUUUUGGUAUGCGCACUUGGUCCAACUAUGGCCGCUUAUAUUUAAGGCAUUUCAAUGAAUUGGAUCAUGAACUAGAUGCCCGUCUUAAUCGUGCUUACGAAUAUGCCAAUCGUUAUUUAAAUUCUUUUUCGUCACCUCUAAUGGCAGUAUUAGCCAAAAAUAUAUUAUUUAUCUCAGGUGGCAUACUGUUGCUUCUUUUGGCUUUAGGUAUCUACGAUGAAUAUGUAUUUCAAGUGGAACACAUGCUAACCAUUAUGACAGUACUGUCGGUAAUUGGUUUAAUAUGUCGAAAUAUGAUACCGGAUGAAAAUAUGAUUUGGUGUCCGGAACAAUUAAUGACUGCCAUUUUAGCUCAUGUGCAUUAUUUACCCAGUAAUUGGAAAAAUCAGGCUCACACUUCCUUGGUUCAAAAAGAGUUUGGUAACUUCUUUCAAUUUAAAGCUGCCUACUAUCUUAACGAAAUUAUAAGUCCUCUUAUAACACCCUUCCAACUGCUGUUUGUUUUUCGUCCUAAGGCUUUGGAAAUUGUGAAGUUCUUUAGGAGCUUCACCGUAUCUGUCAGGGGUGUGGGCAAUGUGUGCUCUUUUGCUCAAAUGGAUGUUCGUAAACACGGCAAUCCGGAAUGGCAAAUGGAUGUAUCUACCACCUCGCUUCAUCAAUCGGAGAACAUGGCUGCCGCUACCACUAAUGGCAAAACAGAAUUGUCUCUUCUGCACUUUACCUUAACCAAUCCCGAAUGGCAAAUGCCUCCCGAGGCGCUUGAUUUUGUAAAAGCUGUUCGUCAAACCGCUUUAACCGAUUUAAGCAAAGCUGUGGCUGUAGGUGGUGUAGCAGCAACCACCAAACAAAAGAGGGAUUUUGCAAAUCUCAAUCCAUUAACAGAAAGUCUUUUGUCAUUUGGAACCAUACAAGAUGAGUACUCUUCAGUAGCCAAGUCUUUAUUGUUCCGACACAAUGCUCACACUAUACCCAAGAAUGCCGAAGGUGAACCAUCAAUGGCUGGCCAACAAUGUCAAUGUUAUUUUGAACAAAUGCUACAACAAAGUCUUGGGGCAGAGCACUCGCAUUUAAGAGACAAUCUUCCCGCACCCUCAAAGAAAAUGAAAAGAUUGCGUGUUUCAAAGCUCGAAGGCAGCAUAGAUGGUCCUUCGCAACAGCAGUCACUAAUUUAUAGUCUCUACGGCCCCGAUUCGUUGUGGGACAAUAAACCGAACGAUAUGACUGUGGCCGAUAUGUGUCUAAGUGCAUUGUAUAUGCAUGAAAUGCAUCACAAAGUUAAAAAAUCUUCUGCUGGUGAGGAGCAUUGUACUGAAGUCGUAGAGGAAGGCAAUACUAGACCUCGUAAUGUUGUAUUUACCGAUACUAUAGUAACAUCCUCGUCAGCUGUGGAGACUACACCAUUAUUGGGUCUACAGUCAUAGCAUCAACUUAAUUGGUUAUAAAAUUAUUAAGAAUUUAGUUUUGUCCUGAAGAUGAUAUGUGUGCAAGAGACAGAGAGAGAGAGCGCAAGAAAUUAAAACAAACAAAAAUCGUGUAAAAAAUGAAAUCAAAAUCUUAUAGUAAUAAAAAAUGUGUUUAAAAAUUUAAAUAUUGAUA